This is a messenger RNA of Hyposmocoma kahamanoa, 1965 nucleotides long. Its product is annotated as vegetative cell wall protein gp1-like. The transcript is spliced from 2 exons. The record is from RefSeq and is a predicted model, not a curated record. The coding region runs from base 98 to 823 and encodes 241 amino acids. NCBI's taxonomy places the organism in Eukaryota, Metazoa, Arthropoda, Insecta, Lepidoptera, Cosmopterigidae.
UUAUUUUGAAUGUGCACCUGAUUUGGGGAGUUCAUGGAUUUCGUUCAAAUAGCACUUACGACUGACCAGAGAACAGAGUCAUGACAAGUUGAUAAAAAUGAAAGCCUUUGUAAAUGUUAUCAUAGCAGGUGUUUUCGUAACAUAUACAUCAUGUACCAUAUCAGGGCUAACAUAUAUGGACCCGUUGAACCAGAAACCUCGGAGAGACAAGGACGACCCCUGUAAUCCACUCUAUUGGUACCCUAGAGAUAUUCCGGAAUAUUGUUACAAACCACGUGAACCUGAACCAGCGCCGCUACCACUGCCACUGCCGCCGCCCCUCCCCGUACCGAUCCCAGUGCCUAUGCCACCACAACCUGUGCCAGUGCCUGUUCCCGCACCUUACCCUCCAAUUCCCGCACCAAUCCCUGGACCUAUACCAGCUCCAAUGUCUCUAUUCCCUGGAAUGCCAAUGUCUGCACCGUUUAUGCCGUUGCCUCCUCCUGUACCCGUUUUUCCGACCCUUCCUUUACCAUAUGGCAUACCAAUAAUACCAACUAAUCCAAUGGUACCUAUUGGUGGUUUUCCCUACCCCUACAUGCCUCAGCCUCCAAUGUUUUCACAAGGGCCACCUGCACCGAUGUUGCCUAAAGUUCCCGGACUCGUGUCGCCAGAUGGUGGCAUUAACAUCUUGCCGUUCACGGACGUAUACACAGAUAUGAUGGAACGACACAACCAAAAGAUGCUCAAGAAAAAACUAGAGAAGUUGAUAAAACAGUACGAGUCUAAGAAAUACAAACGAAUUAGAAAAAGGCGUGGUCGAGAAUGGUUCUUCGAUGAAUAAAUGAAUAAAUAACUAACGAUAUUCUUUAGAUUUGGCUGCGUUUAAAAAAUUGCAAUUGAAAUUGCAAAAAUUAAACAUUCGGUUUCAAUUAAAACUUCUAAUGUUGGCUAAAUUUUUAUUUCAGUUUUCGCUAAUGUUGACGAACUAUAUAAAACUGUAUAAGUAAGAUACCUAAUAUAAUUGCUUACCAAAUAAACUUCAAUAACAAAAUUCAAUUAAUUAAUUUCAAUACUUAUAAGUAUGCUUCAUAUUUAACUAACGGACGGAUUUCCUGAGGGUUUUUAACAUUAUAUACAAAUACGUUUUUAUCAUAAUAUACAACUAACGUAGACUUAAAAUUAUUAAAUACUAUAACCGUUGAAUGUUGUUCCACUUGGAUACUAAGUUUUGAAAUUCGUGAAAAUAAAUUAAACGACUGUUGACAGAUUAAUAUAAAAAACUCUUUACAUAUGCUUAAGCAUUAAUCUAAGCAAAAAGUUGUAGAGCAUAAAAGUGUGCUUAAAACUAACAAAGUAAGUACAAUAUUGCCGCAACGACCGAUAUCGACAUAACGUUUUAACUAGAUAGUCGGUAAUCAUUUUCACAAUAACAAAUUAAUUACUAAAAUAGUACACGUUUCUCAAUCUCCCGUCUAGCAAAAAACUAAACUCUAGUAAAAAUUUAGAUUUAUUAGUGUACGAAAACUUAUCAGAGCCGUUUUGCAAAACAUAUGUGUAAAAACAUAUAAAUGUUUGGUUGGAAAUUAUUAUAGAAAUUCGUACACUAAUAAAACUGUACUUACUAAAUAAGUACCGAAAAUUCGUAUAUUAUGUAAAAACACCAUAUAAAAUCAUAAAUAUAAUAUUGGAAUGUUUCGUAUGGACGGCAUUUCUAAUUACAAAUAAACAAACUAUGUAUGUACAUAAUCAUAAUAUAACUAUUCAAAAAAACACCUGUGUAUAAACCUAUAAUGGUUGUUGCCGUUUGUGCUUAUAAUACAUGAUUACGUUUACAUUUCUGACAUGAAUAAUUUCGAAAGUAAGGUGUACCUAUUUUCCGAACUUCAGGCAUUUAAUGCCGCUUUGUAUUGUGAAAAAAAUCAAAAACAUGAUUUUUCACACCAUAAUUUUAACACACGUACUCUACUUAUUUCGCAAUUUACG